AUGCUGGCUGAUCCAAGCAGCUGGUGUCUCACCAAGUCGGUGCUUGAGGACGUCAAGUCCAUCACUGUACAGACUAACAUGGCCUGGCCUCCUGUAGAUCCCGUCCUGGUGCUUGUCGGGACGGCGCUGUUGGCUUCUGCCCUGUGCCUGGUAUAUCCUCGGCGCCUACGCAGAAAUAGCCCGUAUCCGUUACCUCCAGGGCCGCCUGGGAAAUUCUUAGUCGGAAACCUAGGCCAGCUUAGUAUUGACCACCCUGAGCAAGACUAUAUUCGAUGGGGCAAGCAAUAUGGAUCUGAUGUCAUUUAUACCAAUGUGCUUGGACAGCACAUGAUAUGUCUAAACAGCGCCAAGGCCGCAACAGACCUCCUUGAUCGCCGAGGGGCCAACUACUGUGACCGACCACGGUUUACUCUGUUUGAGGUUAUGGGAUGGGGGCUUACAUUGACUUUCCUGAGAUGGGGUCCCCAAUUCAAGCUGCAUCGCCGCCUCUUUCAAAACACAUUCACGCAGUCCAACGUCAAGACAUUCCGGUCCAUCCAGCUUCAUGAGUCGAGAAAAGCUGUGAGGUCUCUCGUCCACGACCCAACAGACUGGCAGGAGAUUACUCUGCUUCUUACCACCAGUAUCAUAUUUCGCAUAGCCUUUGGCCAGGAGAUCACGGACAAGGAAUCUCCAUAUUGCGACAUGUCGAAGGCUGCCAACAAUGCGACAACGAACGGUGGUAUCGCUGGCUCAACACUUGUUGAUAUAUUUCCGUUGGCUCGCUUCAUUCCAAACUGGUUUAACCCUUCAGCGCCGUUGAGACAUGCUCGAGCAAGUCGGACAGCCAUCCAAACCAUACACAAUGAACCAUGGGAAGCCAACAUCAAGGAUAUCGAGGCAGGUAAUGCGGCGCCGUCUUUCAUGCAGAUGCAUUGGCAGAAGUAUAAAGAGAACGAAAAGGCUGGGAAACAACAAGAGAUGACCAUGGCAGAUAUCAAAGGCGCGACUGGCGCCGUCUUUAUCGCCGGAGGUAACAGCACGUGGGGCACAAUCCUUUCCAACCUGCUCUUCCUAACCAAGUACCCGGAGAGACAGAGGAAAGUUCAAGAAGAGAUCGACUCCUUGCUGGACGCCGGUGAGCAGCCACGGCUGCCAACCUUUGAGGACCGCGAGAGGUUGAAGCGUCUUGAUAACUUUAUGAUGGAAACCAUGCGAUGCCUACCUCUCAAUCCGUUGGUAAUCCCGCACAAGAGCCUGGAAGAUGACGUGUACGAGGGCAUGUUCAUCCCAGCAGGGACGACCGUGUUCGCGAACACGACCGCUAUGACCACAGACCCCGACACUUAUCAGGAGCCGGACAAGUUCGAUCCCGAGCGUUACACUAGGGGUGAGCCUUACCCCAGCGGCAACUUUGGCUUUGGUCGUCGCAAAUGUCCUGGUAAUUUCCUUGCCCUUGCAAGUGUUUAUAUGUUCCUGGCGACCUUCCUAGCUGCGUUCGAGCUGGAGCAGGUGAUAGGUGAAGACGGUAAACCCAAGGUACCUGAGCCUGGGGUUUCCAUUGGUCUUGGCGGGCAUCCGGCUCCAUUUGAAUGCACUUUGAAAGUAAGACGGCCCGACAUAGCUGAGCUGUUGAUGCAGGAGGCCUGA
Molecule: messenger RNA, 1629 nt
Organism: Neoarthrinium moseri
Lineage: Eukaryota; Fungi; Ascomycota; Sordariomycetes; Amphisphaeriales; Apiosporaceae
Exons: 4
Coding region: 1-1629 (542 amino acids)
Molecular function (GO): oxidoreductase activity, acting on paired donors, with incorporation or reduction of molecular oxygen; monooxygenase activity; heme binding
Source: RefSeq, a predicted model, not a curated record